UUGAGGAAGCGAGUGAAGACAGAGGAGGACAAAGAAGGAGACAUGGCCGGCUCUAAGGCAAGAGAGUGAACAGAGAACACAAGACAGAAAGAUGAAGCUGUGGGGGCAGUCAGUGUGGCCGUUGCAGGUUGUACUCUUGGUCACCUUGGUAAUGUGCUCGUGCCAGUUGGUUUCUGCGGGUACACGGAGUCUGCGGGGACACACAGCUUCGUACCAGGUGAAGCAGGGAACCUGUGAGGUGGUGGCCAUCCACCGGUGCUGCAAUAAGAACAAGAUAGAGGAACGUUCACAAACUGUCAAGUGCUCCUGCUUCCCUGGUCAGGUGGCCGGUACGACACGUACACAGCCUUCUUGUGUGGAGGCUUCCAUCGUGCUGCAGAAGUGGUGGUGCCAAAUGCACCCAUGUUUGGAUGGCGAGGAGUGUAAAGUUCUUCCAGACCUGACUGGUUGGUCUUGCAGCACCGGUAACAAAGUCAAAACCACCAAGGUCACUCGAUAGCAAGAACAUGGCUGCCGUACCAAGAGGCUCAAGACUCCUUACCAACCCCUAAUGGAAAAGAAGAC
Molecule: messenger RNA, 564 nt
Organism: Sinocyclocheilus anshuiensis
Lineage: Eukaryota; Metazoa; Chordata; Actinopteri; Cypriniformes; Cyprinidae
Product: protein FAM19A4-like
Exons: 5
Coding region: 92-499 (135 amino acids)
Molecular function (GO): receptor ligand activity
Source: RefSeq, a predicted model, not a curated record